AUGUCGACUGAUAAGAUCACCUUCCUCACCAACUGGCACGCCACCCCGUACCACGCCCCCCUAUACCUGGCUCAGGCCAAGGGAUACUUCAAGGAUGAGGGCAUCAAGGUCGCUCUGCUUGAGCCCAACGACCCUAGCGAUGUCACCGAGAUCAUCGGCACUGGCAAAGUCGAUCUUGGCUUCAAGGCUAUGAUCCACACGCUCGCUGCCAAGGCCCGCAACUUCCCGGUCGUUUCCAUUGGCAGUCUCCUCGACGAGCCCUUCACCGGCGUCGUCUACUUGAAGGACUCCGGCAUCACCACCGACUUCCGCACCCUCAAGGGCAAGCGCAUCGGCUACGUCGGCGAGUUCGGCAAGAUCCAGAUCGACGAGCUGACCUCGCACUACGGCAUGACCCCCGACGACUACACCGCCGUGCGCUGCGGCAUGAACGUCUCCAAGGCCAUUAUCGAGGGCACCAUCGACGCCGGCAUUGGUCUGGAGAACGUCCAGAUGGUCGAGCUUGAGGAGUGGCUCGCUGCCCAGGGCCGGCCCAAGACGGACGUCCAGAUGCUCCGCAUUGACGAGCUGGCUGAACUUGGAUGCUGCUGCUUCUGCACCAUCCUCUACAUCGGCAACGAGUCCUUCAUUGCUGAGAACCCUGAGAAGGUUCGCAAGUUCAUGAAGGCUGUCAAGCGGGCCACCGACUACGUCCUCGAGAAGCCCGAGGAGGCUUGGAAGGAGUAUGUCGACUUCAAGCCGGUCAUGGGCUCGGACCUCAACCGCAAGAUCUUCGAGCGCAGCUUCGCGUACUUCUCGCAUGACCUGAAGAACGUCCAGCGUGACUGGACUAAGGUUACCAAGUACGGCAAGAGGCUUGGUGUUUUGGAUGAGAGCUUCGAGCCCAACUAUACCAACGAGUUUCUGGGGUGGGGCCUUGACGCCGACUCGGAGGAUCCUACUGGGGACCAGAAGAGAAUGGUUGAGCUUCAGAGCGAUGUCGCCUGUCGCGGCGGUUUCCGUCGCUUGAAGUUGCAGAGCUCUGCCAUCAAGGCUUAG
Colletotrichum siamense is the source of this 1038-nucleotide messenger RNA. It is a transcript of the gene nmt1-0, whose product is annotated as 4-amino-5-hydroxymethyl-2-methylpyrimidine phosphate synthase. The record is from RefSeq and is a predicted model, not a curated record. Gene Ontology annotation, biological process: thiamine biosynthetic process. NCBI's taxonomy places the organism in Eukaryota, Fungi, Ascomycota, Sordariomycetes, Glomerellales, Glomerellaceae. Bases 1 to 1038 code for a protein of 345 amino acids. The transcript is spliced from 4 exons.